AUGCAUCACAUUGGCAAAGGCAGUUUCGCCGAAGUCUACCGCGGCAUUCACAUUGAAAAGCGCCAGUCGGUCGCCAUCAAAUCGGUCAAUAUGAACAAGCUGAACAAGAAGCUCAAGGACAACCUCGUGUCCGAGAUCACCAUCCUGCGCAGUCUUCACCACCCGCAUAUAGUAUCCCUCAUCGACUGCCAAGAAGCGCCCUCGCGCAUGCACAUCAUCAUGGAAUUCUGCGAACUCGGAGACCUGUCCGCCUUCAUCAAGAAGCGCACUGACCUUGUCAACCACCCCCAGACGCAGCGCAUGAUAGAAAAGUACCCUAACCCAUCCGUCGGAGGACUGAACGAGGUCGUUGUUCGACAUUUCGCCAAGCAGGUGGCCAGCGCCCUCGAGUUCCUGAGGUCCAAGAACUACAUCCAUCGGGAUCUGAAACCACAAAACCUACUACUAAAUCCCUCGUCCAUGUUUUACUCGCAAAGCGGAACCCUCGAACGUAUGCCCUUGGCGGCUAGCGCAAACUCGCUCAUCCCGGCUACUGGCAUUGCCUCUCUCCCAAUGCUCAAGAUUGCUGAUUUCGGCUUCGCUAGGAUUCUGCCAACAACCUCACUGGCCGAAACACUCUGUGGCUCCCCGCUUUACAUGGCUCCGGAAAUCCUGCGAUACGAAAAGUACGACGCCAAAGCCGAUCUCUGGUCAGUGGGCACGGUUCUCUUCGAGAUGAUGUGUGCUCGCCCUCCUUUCCGAGCAAACAACCAUGUUGAGCUCCUGCGUAAAAUCGAAGAGCGCAAAGAUCAGGUCCGAUUUCCAGAAGGCCUGGUUUGCAGCAGGGCUAUGAAGAAUCUGAUCCGCGCAUUGUUGAAGCGGAAGCCAACCGAGCGCAUGUCGUACGAGGCCUUCUUCGCAGAUACAGUGAUUCGUGACGAAAUCCCCGGAAUGGUGGAUGAAGACCUGCCCGGAUCCAUGCAAGCCUCGGAACGCCUACAAAUCUCUGCACUCGAACCGACCGCUGAGCCGCCUAGACAAGCUCAGAAAGCCCCUGUUGAAAUGGACCGCCAAGCUCUAGAAAAUGCAUAUUCCUCAUCGCCCAGACCUAGGACAGGCCUGGGCAUAUCACCACCCUCGCGGCCGAGCUCUAGGCCUGUAUCUGGCAACUACUCAAACACUCCACCACUACCGUAUUCUUCCCGGAGAUCCAGCACCACGCCUGUUGAACCUAGUGAAGAGCGCGUGUCACAUCGCGAACAUCGGCGGCCAACCCUUACGAACGCUGCAACAGCCCCAGGGCGCCCCCUGGCUGUGCAAGACCAGUCGUCGCCAGGAACUGCCGUCAGCCACAGGCGUAGGUACUCUCGCGACGACCAAACGCCAGCACCCAGUGGUCUCAAGGAGCAUCUCGAUCGGGAACGUAUUCCACAAAGAGCUGAAGCGAAUGUACUGCGGGAGGCGGCUGAACGAGCUGCCCAAGACAACGCCCUAGACGAAGGGUUUGUAUUUGUGGAGAAACGCCGCGUAGAAAUCGACGCACUCGCAGACGAAAUUGCCAACAGUCCGCAAACACAGCGAGAUCGACCUAUGCAUAGAGAUGCCACAAUGAAGCGACGAUCGACAACCCAAGGAUCGCCCACAUCUGUUACUGGUGCCGUGCCCUCAAAAGCUAUUCAGAUCCAGCAAAAACCUACAAUCACACAUCAACGCACGGGCUCAUACAGCCGACGACAAUACCGCCCUAGCUUUGAAACAGCCACUUCUGCCCUGUCCAAGGCCAUGAACAUGGUCAAUAUCCGGGGACUCGGUCUUUCACCACCCGUCAUGAAAGGUGUAUCGCCGCCGCCCCAAGGAUACUCGGCCUUCCCCGCGUAUCCUACCGCGCAGAGCAGCAUGCUGCUCGUUGGUGAUGGUGGCAAAACGAUCAACAAAGACGAGGACACACUUGCAGUCAGAAGGAUCGAAGAUCUCGCCCAACUCAGUCACGUUGUCUAUGGUUUCGCCGAAGUCAAGUACAGUCAACUGGUGCCUGUUGCGCCCAGUGAUCCAGCUCUGGGAGACGGGUCCACAGGAGUCGCUCGCAAACCCAACAACGAUAUCAUCGAAUACGAUGAUGACGAUGACGAUCUGACACCUGAUAUUGUUCUCCUCAUUUCCGAGGAAGCAUUGGUGCUGUUCGUCAAGACGCUGGCCAUGCUCAACAAGGCCAUGGACUUGACUGGAAGCUAUUGGAAUCGAACACGCCGUAACAGCGGGUCUGAUGGAAGCAGCCGUACAAAUGCCAAACUCGGCCAGGUCGUAUCUUGGAUGCGGGAUCGCUUCAAUGAGUGCUGUGUCAAGUCAGAGAUUGUUGCCCGCAAGCUUAAGCAAGCACAGCAACAGCUGCCAGUCGACCACCCCAGCCAUCCUCAGAACCAAUCAGCCGCGUCGGGCUCGACGACGGCUGUCGGCUCUGCAGAGAACAUUUUGCUCACUACUGGAGUCACGGCCGAGAAGUUGCUGUAUGACCGUGCGCUCGAGAUGAGUCGCCAAGCAGCUAUCGAUGAGCUGACAGGUCACAACUUGGGCGACUGCGACAUCAAUUACUGGACUGCCAUAACCAUGCUCCAAGCUGUCUUGGAGGAGGAAGAGGAUGUUCCUGGUCACAAGUCGGAUGCUGAAGAAAUCAAUGGUCUCGAUGGUGAAGACCGAAGAUCAAUACAGAAGCUUCUUGAGCAAAUGAGAAGCCGCCAAAAGGCGCUCAAGAAGAAACUGGAUGCGCUCAAAACUCAGAAACGUUCGUCAAUCACAGGUGUCCCUUCACCUCAUUCUAUUGGCCGCAACUCGCCAUCUCCAGCAGCCACGAGGUGA
This is a messenger RNA of Exserohilum turcica Et28A, 2832 nucleotides long. RefSeq lists its product as uncharacterized. Bases 1 to 2832 code for a protein of 943 amino acids. The record is from RefSeq and is a predicted model, not a curated record. Gene Ontology annotation, biological process: autophagy; protein autophosphorylation; peptidyl-serine phosphorylation. Gene Ontology annotation, molecular function: ATP binding; protein serine/threonine kinase activity. NCBI's taxonomy places the organism in Eukaryota, Fungi, Ascomycota, Dothideomycetes, Pleosporales, Pleosporaceae. Gene Ontology annotation, cellular component: cytoplasm; autophagosome. The transcript is spliced from 3 exons.